AAAGAACGCAAACAAUAACAACAUAAAAACAUAAUAUGCGAAGUGCGCGGGUGAAUCAUCGUUGAGCAACAAUUAAAGUUAAUUAACACAUGAUUGUGCGACGUCAUUAGCAGUGGCAACAACAACUGGGGCACACGACCUCGUAAAAAGUAUGUCUAAGGAUGCGAUUCCCGCGUCGGAAUGUGCGCACCUGGUGGAAUUCAAGAGAUUUCUUGCAACUACGGCGGAGAAGGCAGCAGCCGUAAGCGAAGAGGUGCCUAACCGGAGUUGUGUAACCCGUACGACCAGUGACACAUACAAAGUGUCUAGCGAGGAACGUCAUGCGGAGUUGGUCUCGGCCAUUUGGAAUCAGCUAGCCUCUCGAGGAUGCCCGGAGCAAUUCCGGUUGAAACUGCUCCACCGAGCUACGCAGCAGAUUGAACAGGAUCUAUGCUUCGCCAAAGAGUGCGAGGUGACUGGGGAGGGUCCGCCGCAGUACGAUCUUCUCAAACUGCAAAAGUUCGUGGCCAGUGAGUUGGAGAAAUUUCUUCUGAAACUCACCGACAACUCGGAGGUGGAUCGCCUUAAGGAUUUUUCUGAUGAGCCUGGAGACUGCAAAGGCCAUCAGAAGAAGGAACCCCUGCACACAUCUGCCGCUGUGAAGAACAAGCCCCGGAAAAUGGAAGAUCGAAAUGUUUGCCUAGAACGAUUCGGAGAGAUAUAUGAAUUGCAGGACAAAAACACUCGAUUCUUUGGUGUCUUCGAUGGACACUCGGGCUCUUUAUCCGCUAGCUAUGCCACUAGCCAACUUCCUCAGCUCCUUGCCGAUCAGCUCAAAUUGAUUUCAGAUCAUUCUACUUCCGCCCCAGACUUUUAUCGAAACGCCUUUGAGUCGUCGUUUUUGCUGGCGGACGAGCGUUUUUCACAAAAGAAGAUCACGAGCGGCACGACCAGCGUUUGUGCAUUGAUCGCUAAAAAUCAACUUUAUAUUGCCUGGGUGGGUGAUUCCAAAGCACUUUUAGUGGGCAAGAGAACCCAACUACAGCUGGUGAAACCUCACAAGCCAGAGAAUCCAGAUGAGCGCAAGAGAAUAGAAACAGCCGGUGGUACAGUGCUCCAUGCCCAAGGGCAAUGGCGGGUAAAUGGUAUCUUAAAUGUGGCGCGCUCUAUUGGAGAUUAUAGUUUAGAGGCAGUGAUCGCUGAGCCAGACUUUGUGGAUGUGCAGUUAAAUGAGGCUCACGACUUUCUUGUCCUCGGCACCGAUGGUCUUUGGGAUCAUGUCCCCGAAUCGUUUGUCAUUGAAACCGUUUACGAGUCCCUGGCGGAUCCCACAACGAAGCUGGACGACAUUCCCAAACUACUUAUAGAGGCUGCUAAAGAGCGAGAUUCGCAGGACAACAUAACAGCGGUGGUAGUCUUGCUCAAACCCCGCCAUCAAAUCGAAAACCUUUAGAAGUGCGAGACUGGUGAAUUGGAAAUCCAAGCAGAUUUUUUUUUUAUUGUUACCAGUAUUGGAAUGGGUUAAUUUGUACAAAUUGAAAACAGUCUAGGAUUCGUAGUAGCAAAAAUCUUCAAUAAUCUCUUUCUGCCUGGGAUAAUAUAAAAAUCAUAUCAAAUUUUUAUUAUUCAAGUAAAAAAAUCGUGCCAAACAUUUUAAAAUAAUUCAAAAAUGCAAUAUUAGUUUGAUGUUAACAUGCAUAUUGAAGGAAUGUAAUGAAUAUAUCCCAUUUUUAAAAUAUAAUUGAACGUUAAGAGACGUUCACCGUGAUACAACGAA
Drosophila eugracilis is the source of this 1756-nucleotide messenger RNA. Its product is annotated as protein phosphatase 1F. Gene Ontology annotation, molecular function: protein serine/threonine phosphatase activity. The record is from RefSeq and is a predicted model, not a curated record. The transcript has a single exon. NCBI's taxonomy places the organism in Eukaryota, Metazoa, Arthropoda, Insecta, Diptera, Drosophilidae. Gene Ontology annotation, biological process: protein dephosphorylation; negative regulation of protein kinase activity. Bases 152 to 1432 code for a protein of 426 amino acids.